Molecule: messenger RNA, 949 nt
Organism: Arabidopsis arenosa
Lineage: Eukaryota; Viridiplantae; Streptophyta; Magnoliopsida; Brassicales; Brassicaceae
Source: the annotation of a GenBank genome assembly
AUUAUCCCCACAAGAAGAAUACUCUCGCCACAAGAGAAAUGGAAAUAAAAGGACACGAUCAUCAAGUAGGUAAUUAUGGAGGUCACUUGAAAUGCGAUGCUUGUGACGAUCGGUCGUAUAGCCAUGGCAUCCAUUGCACCGACUGCGAGUUCACUGUUCACGACAAAUGUGUCUUUGUGUUCAGUACACCGGAGACAUUUGAGCACCGUUCUCAUGUUGGACAUUGCCUUAAGUUUCUAACAACAGGAGCUCCUGAUCACACCGAUCCGAAAUGUCACAUAUGCGGUAAAAACACUAAGCGUCUCCUUUAUCAUUGUUCUAUAUGUAAACUCAAUUUGGACAUUGAUUGCAUGGUUGAUGACAUGUGUGCCCGAGCACAUCUGAAUAUGUCGUGGCACCAUCAUCCUCUACUCUUGCUUGACUUUAAUUGUAAGAUGUUAUGCAAAGUUUGUGGUCAUUCAGAUGGAUAUGGCUUCUUUUGCCCUCGUUGUAAGUUGAUGGUUCAUGAUAAAUGUGUCUCCGUGUUCGACUCGCCGGAGAUCACUCAUCCUUUUCAUGUGAGACAUCCUCUUAAGCUUCUCACCAAAGGAGCUCCCGAUUAUAUAGAUCCAGAAUGUCAUGUGUGUGGAAGAGAUACUGAAAGCUUUCUUUAUCAUUGUGAUAUUUGUAAGUUCAACUUGGAUAUGGUUUGUGUGGUUGAAUACCAUCGGCAACAUACAGUCACACCAGUUGCUCUUUCAAAUUUGAAGGUACGCCAAACCAGAAGGAAAGAUCACAGACGAUAUUGCUUUGGUGUUUAACAAAACAUUUUCACGACCAAUUUGCAACAACUGUCUUUGUCGUUGCGUGGCUCCCUUCUUUAUUAUUAAAGAGAACGAAAGAUUUUGUUCUUACUAUUGCUUGCUACGUAUUCAAAUGAGAGCAUCUUCAAUAAGUCAGAUUGUAAUCU